UCUGGUGUUUUUCUUGCUUCAUUAUAUGGGUCUAACAAAUGGGUCUCUCAAUGUUUUAUUUGACGAAAGGACCUGCAAAAUAAGGGAAGAUGGUCAGGGGUCUACCGGGGAUGCCCCGGUGGAGACCUUCUGACGUUCAAGUUAGAUUUUAUGAACUAGAGUAGUGUGGAUCAGAAAAAAAAUUGCAGAGAGAAAGAUAAAGAAGGAUGAAGUCCAGGAAGGAGAGACUAGAAGAGAGAGAUCUCCCGCCCCCUUUUCUCUGCUCGUGAUGUAUAUCUGCCUCUCUGCUACAAUGCUAGCUGUCUCUGUCACUCAGCUCCGUACGUACGGAUAUGUCAGGGCUCCUUCCCAUGCCAGUCGGCCAUUUAAUUCUCUCCAGUGCGCAUGCAGGUGGGGCUGCGAGGUAAUUGGGCCCACUAUUCUUUCUCACAUCACUUCACUGGGCUGGACUUCUUCUCAUUGGGCUCGGGCUCAUGGUGGACCUGGUCUAUCCUGCACGUCUGAGUCAAGGCUUGAGACGCUAGGUUGGUUUUGCUUAAGGAGGGCUUGAUGGGCUUUGGGCCGUUAUUCUCCUCUUGGACUCGGUCUUGCCCAGGGGACAGGAAGCCUGGCGGUCAUCAAUUGCCCCUUUACCUUCUCAUCAGUUAUUGCAUGAGUGAUGAGAGGGUAAAUAUCGAGAACCAUUAUGACCGCGCUGCCCAAGGUCGAUUUUUCCCAAAACGUCUUUUCGUCUCAUUACUCAUUACUAUUUCAAGUUUCAAAUUCCUUCUGUCUUUUCCAAGCUCUUGCUCUCCUUUGCCCUCUGCGUGCUUUGCUAGCUUCGUCCCUCUGCUCUCCUUGUUUACAAGAUGCGUAUUUCACUCUUCCUCGGAGAGCCCAAAAAUCCCUGACGUUUACAAUUUCAUUAGACUUUCAAAUCUUGUUCAUUGCCCUUAAAUCUCUCAAUUGGCAAUUAAGUUACUCCUUCCAUUCAAGGACAAAUCAGAACUUGUGACGAGCUCUCAACAAAAACUUCCCAACCUGUCAAAGUGGCUUUAUCAAGAAAACAAACAAUUUUAGUCAACAUUUCUGAAAAUGGUAACCUUUAACAGCACAGCUUCAUUGGCAAUCAGUUCAAGGAUGCAAACAUCUCCCACUUUUAGAAAAUUCUCUGUUGCAAAUGAAUGCCAUCCCUCUGAAAUCAUACUUUUAGCAGGAUAUUUGAAUAAUUAUGCGGUCCACCGCUUGUUCUCAACCUGUAACAUUGCAUUGUCGCUGCAUUGCGUUGUACUUUUCGCGACGAUAUUUAGCGGCACCUACUGCGCCUCGGUGAUGCCUCUGCUUUCUUUCCCAGACAAUGACAUCCUGAAUGCAGAGGACAUCACCCAUCAGUCCUUGGCGAGCGGGGUCGCUGAAAUAGUCCGGGAGCAGAUGUUUGGUGGUGUUGCGGAGGCCUCGGAUCUUUGCCUGCUGGCUCUCACCGGCCUACUGGUCAGCUCUGCUCGAAAGCGGGUGGCCUUCCAAACUCGGCCCGGAGGGCAACUAGGGGAUACCGCUAGGGAGAUGCUCUUGAUGGCGAUGGGUGUUUUCUUGGAGAUUGAUGCCUGGGAUCGUGCUCUUGGGGACUCAGUGGACCGCCGUAUUGGGGAGGCGCAUCUCGAGGAGAACCUGUCGGCGACUAGCGAUGCCUGGAGCAAUCUUGCGGUUCCUCAAGAACACUCCUGGUCCCUCCAGAUAGAGCUAUUUACUUCGAGGGAGGAUGAUCAGCCUUUGCCCAAAGGGGUGCUUCGCAUUGCAGCUGGGCCUUCUGAGGAGGGUGCCGAGCUGGGAGAGGAGGAUGACGGGGCUGUCGAGGCUGCUGGACCUCAAGGGGGAGAGGAAGCAGGGCCCCCAGAGGGGAAAUUGCUCCCUUUCUGAAUAGUAGUAUAGAUGCACCCAGGCAUGUAAGUCCCUGGAGGACAGUUUUUCCUCCAACAGAUGU
This is a messenger RNA of Manihot esculenta (cassava), 1960 nucleotides long. RefSeq lists its product as uncharacterized. The transcript is spliced from 2 exons. The record is from RefSeq and is a predicted model, not a curated record. The coding region runs from base 1075 to 1896 and encodes 273 amino acids. Lineage: Eukaryota; Viridiplantae; Streptophyta; Magnoliopsida; Malpighiales; Euphorbiaceae.